AUGGGGCCGGACACGGAGCUGCUGGUGUUCGCUAACUGGAGCACUCUGCUGGUGUGCAUGGUGCUGAAAUUCCCGCAGAUCGUGUCUAUCAUGGGAUCCAGGAGUACGGAGGGGCUGAGCCUGGCCAGUGUACUGCUGGAGGUGACCGGAUUUCUUGUAUUUCUACGAUACCAAAUAUACUAUGACUACCCAAUGGAAACCUACCUGGAGUAUCCAAUACUAAUAGCACAAGACGUUAUUCUUUUGUUGUUUAUCUUCUACUACACUGGAAGCAUGCGAAAUGCCCUGAUUUACUCCAGCAUUUUUUUUGCACUCUGGAAUAUUUUGGUCCUCCAGAAAUGGAUAAUAGAUUUGGCGCUGAAUCUGUGCACCGUGAUCAGCGCCUCAAGCAAGUUUCUUCAGCUGCAACAUCUCUGGCGCACAAAAGACUCCGGACAAGCUAGUGCCCUCACAUGGGCCAUGGCGACCUAUACCUCUGCUACAAGAAUAUUUACAACAUUGAUGACCACAGGAGACAAAGCAGUUUUGCUGCGGUUCAUCGUUCUGCUAAUCCUCAAUCUGUGGGUCACACUGGUCAUUGUUAAAUACAGGAAGAAGGAAGAUAAGAAAGAUGCCAAGAAAAGAGACUAG
Messenger RNA from Staurois parvus, 630 nucleotides. NCBI's taxonomy places the organism in Eukaryota, Metazoa, Chordata, Amphibia, Anura, Ranidae. The record is from the annotation of a GenBank genome assembly.